Messenger RNA from Lathyrus oleraceus (garden pea), 940 nucleotides. RefSeq lists its product as uncharacterized. Lineage: Eukaryota; Viridiplantae; Streptophyta; Magnoliopsida; Fabales; Fabaceae. The record is from RefSeq and is a predicted model, not a curated record. The coding region runs from base 358 to 768 and encodes 136 amino acids. The transcript has 2 exons.
GAAAAUAAAAUAAACAUAUAUAAGAAGAAGCUUUCAGUGCAGGCAAAAAACACUUCCAUUCCAUGUUGUUCUUCUCCUGAACUUGAUGCAUUCUUAUUCUUCUUCAAAACUUCCAAUUAUGCAAUGAAUGUUGCGUAUUUCUCUUCCUUUCAUCUUCUUCCACGUUGCUUCACAACCAACUCCUCCCUCUUUCAGAAUCUCCAACAAUGUUUUGUACCAUCUCUCUCUGCCUUGGCCUUGACCCUUAAACAAAUUUAGUUUCAUUGUUCCUUUUCCACCACCAAAGUUGCGAUUUUUUUCGUUUUGUUUCAUCUGGGUCACUCACUGUUUGAUUUGAAGAAACAAACACACAGCAUAAUGAAAAAAGUUGUCUUUGAGAAGACCAAGAAAACAGGGAGAAACGACAGGUUUUUGGUGACUAUAAACAUCAUGGGAAGUUCGGGUCCUUUAAGGUUUGUGGUGAACGAGAAAGAGCUUGUUUCUGGAGUCAUUGAAACUGCUCUUAAAUCUUAUGCAAGAGAAGGAAGGCUUCCUGUUCUUGGUUUCAAUGCUGCCAAUUUCCUCCUUUACCAUCCAAACGCAGGAUUUGAUGCUCUGAAUCCAUUGGAACCCAUAGGAUCUUAUGAGGCAAGAAACUUUGUGAUGUGCAAAAAGCAGGAGUACUCGUCAAAGAAAGAACCGCAAUCAGAGUUGAUAUCUCCGAAGAGCAAUGGUGGCUGGAAAGCAUGGUUAAACAAAUCUUUUGGUUUGAAAAUCUUGUCACAUUGAUUGAAAACAUAUGAAUUGUGAACGUGUUAGAAAAUUCCGUUUGAAUUCGGAAUUGUGCUCAACGUCACACUAUAUAAAAGUGGCCUUAGCAUUGAAGUUUAAUUGUUCAUUAUUAAUACAAAAAAAAUGCUUGUACUUUAGAAAUUAAUAUCAUGAAUAAUUGGUUUUUUUA